Messenger RNA from Spirodela intermedia, 5177 nucleotides. Lineage: Eukaryota; Viridiplantae; Streptophyta; Magnoliopsida; Alismatales; Araceae. The record is from the annotation of a GenBank genome assembly.
AUGGCCGCUUCCACCAUCGUCUUCAACCCAGCCGCGGGCGCAGCGGCACCGAGGAGGGGCGACUCGAAGGGCGAUGCGGGAUCGAGGAGGAUCGUGUCAUUCCGAUGCCUGAAACCGUCGGGUCCGCGGACCGCUGUUCCUCUCCUGCGCGCUGGUUUUGGGUCGGGCGGUUUCGCUUCCUCUGGUGGGCUCCCUUCUGCCGGUAAUCCAAACUCGGCUCACUUUUUGUCUUCUCAUGUCUCAAUCUGGUUCGCAUUUAGUUCUCUACGAACGUGACCGGAUUGGUUGUUUUUCUUCAUUGUGCUCAACUGAUUAUUCCUCUCUGGUGAUUCUCCGUGUGUUCUGGUGGGAUGCCUUUAAUGGUUGUUUCACUGGGUCAAGGAUUGAGAAAUCUGUGUCGGAAAAGGAGCCUGGGGUUUGGAAUGAUUAGCGGGUUUUCCUCUCUGACACGAUUCAAGAGUGUUUCAAGUAAAAAUGCAAUGUAAAUGCACGACAUGGAGAACCUGCAUGGAAUUGUUAUCAGCUCAGAUAAAUGGAGAAACUAGAAUAGCAUUCCUCUGAAUGUUUUAUCAUAAAUAAAUUAUCUUAAAAUGAACCACGAAUGUUCUAGAUUAAUUUCGGAUCCAAGGAGAGGAUACCUUGUUCCAGGAUCUGACGAGGGAAUGCUGUUGAAGGUGUCUGCUGGUUUUAUGGAUUAGGCCUUUGCCAAGUGAAAGCUACAUGGUACUUUUUUUCUUCGGGUUCUUUCAAACAGUAGCCAUCAAGUUAUCUUGCGAAAUCUCCCACCCUCACUUUUCGUUACUUUGCCUUUCAUCAAUCGGUUAGCUUGAAAUUACAAGAAACUUGUGUUCAUCAUUUCCAUAUUUAUCCAGUGAUGGGAAUAGUAAUCACCGAAUUUUAGUGGUUAGUAUCUAGAGUCCACUCAGGAAUCACGAAGAAGAUAGGACUAUCUCCCCCACGCCAAUCCCCCAACCCUUAUUAAUUUUGUUGAAUGUUCACCUUCUUGUAAUUCAGUGCAUCAUUUGUCAUUCUCUUUUUCUGCAUUCUAAGAUGUUGUUUGCACCUUUUUCUAUGCGGUAUUAGAUAUUAAGAUGUGACAAUUCUUUUGAGAACAAAUAGUCAAUAAAUAAGGCUCAGCAAAUAUUAUGUUUUCAAAGGAUUGACGAAUAAUUUUCAUUCUCUUUAUCCAGUUUAUUUUCCAUCUUUUAAAUGUGUGUUAUGAUAUAAAACAUGCAAAUUGUAUGAACCAGGCAGACUCAGUUGCGCUUACAGUUUCAUUUUGAAAGUUGGUGGAGGAUGGGGUUAAAUUCACUUGCAUAGCAAUAACUACUCCAUCAUUUCUGUUUGUUAGUGGAUGAUCAUGUAAUCUGUCCAAAUUUAGGUGUGCAAACUGGCGUUCUGACUACUGAACAAGCAUCUGUUCAGGACGUUCAAGAACUAGGAGGUCCUGUUGUUGUAAUUACUGGGGCUUCCCGGGGAAUAGGGAAAGCAAUAGCAUUGGCGCUUGGCAAAGCUGGUUGCAAGGUUAGUAAUGAAGUCGCGGAUGAUUUCAUUUCAAAACUAGUUUAUUUAUUAAGUGCUUGCAAAUUCCCUUUGUAAUUUUUCAAUCAAGUUUUAUAUACAUUUUACUGGAUAAACAGUUUGGCCAUAGGGUGCAGGUCUUAAGAUAAUUGGAAGAUUAACUGGAAAAGGCCUACUCUCCAAUUUCGAUCCCUUGUCAUACUUUUGAAAUUCCUUGGAACUGAAAUCAACCGGCUGAAGCAGCUUGUGAUGGGUGGGUAUUGGUGGAAAUCAGGUCAAAAUCAUUCAGAUGAAAUACAUCUGCUUCCAUAAAAUAUUUUUGGAAGAUUCAAUGAAGUAAGUUCUAGAAGUGCAAGUGUAAUGUUUAAAGAUUCAAUGUGUGUUAUGAACAAUGAUUAGCAAGAUUCAUGCCAUCAGAACAACGUAUAUCACAGCAAUUUAAGGUCAUCUUCACGUCACUAUCAAGAGGAACCUGCUUUUCCUGCUACAAUUGCCUCAAAUAUUUCUCUUGGAAGAAGAAAGGGCUAUCUUAACAGAUUUCUCAAAUUCUAUGUUAGACAUGCUUUUACUACUAUUCAUGUCAAUCUAGUGUGAUUAUUUUUGCUGCAUUAUUGUUUUGGGCUUUGAGAUGCUGAUAGUUAACGAAUAACCCUUGCUCUGAUUCUUGAUAAGGUGGUCGUGAAUUAUGCAAGGUCAUCAAAGGAGGCUGAGGAGGUUUCACAAGAGGUGAGUCUGGUUAUUCUGUGAACAUUAAAAAAAUGGUUAUAAUUUACAAAUGCUUGUUCGACAUGAGGAUAUAUAAAUCUCAAUGAUUUAUGCACAUUUAACUGAUAAUUUAACAACAUCACAAACACCUUAGGAUGUAAAGAUUUUGGGAAAUUGAUGAUACCCUGACCUGGAGCAGCUGACAGACAGCAAGGAAUAUGGAAACGAAAGAGAAUAGACACUGAAAUAGAAGAGCGCAAAGUAGAAAACAGAGAUUUGGGUUUGUGUGAACCCUAGAAUCCAGAGUGGUUGCUUGUGAAGAUCACGGCUCUCCCUCAGCCUAUGGCUUUCCCCAAAUAGAUCGCUCCCUCCUUACCAUUCCCGAUCCCAACCCUAAUGCCUUUCUCCCUUGGUUGGGAAAAGACCUAAUAGUCCCUGACUUAGUCUUCAUGAGAGGGGUUUUUUGGGUUUCUCUGUUGGGUCAUUUGGGCCCCUUUCUCCAUCCAGAGUGCGUGAGGCCCACUAGGGACCUAUCAGAAAGACGCAGGAGAAUGAAAUAGAUGAAUUCAGAGCAGGUCUCCAUCCAGAGUGGUUGCUUGUGAAAAUGAUUUCGUAAGCCUUAAUAAAUAAUUACCUAUAUUCUGCGAUAUCCUAAUCGAGUUCGGGAUUUGCCUCUCUUUACAUCAUCUCAUCUUUGAUUUCUCUUUGUUGACUUUCUUACCUGCGACUGGCGCAAUCAUUUUCUUACUUCAACAAGGCUUAAAGCUAUCGCUUGGUUGACUGUAAUUUGUCUACCAGGGACCCAAAUUCUUCACUAGUCUUCAUCUAGUGGAAGUUUAUUUAACAUAAUAAAAUAACUGGCGUUGACCUGAAAUACUGCAUAUGUAUCAUAUCGAGUGUCAGAGCAGAAAAUAACUGAUGCUGAUGGAAUACUAGCGGCUCACGUUAGUUUCAUAGGGCAACCAUAUAUCUGUUUCACCAAGCUUUGGUCUUUUAAUACCUGUGAGUCUUUUCUUCUGUGACGUAUACAAACGACUUGGAUCUUAAAUUUAUGACACAUUUAGCUUUUAGCACCUGCAAAAUCACAGAAUCAGCAAGGUGAACGCCAUUUACUGAUUUUACUGCAGAUUGAGGCAGCUGGGGGGCAAGCUGUUAUCUUUGGUGGAGACAUUUCAAAAGAAGCUGACGUGGAAGCCAUGUUCAAGACUGUGAGUAUAGCGGUGUUUCCUUAUACAGAACCCUGAAAAAUUACAUUUCAUCAUCUGAUGUCAAAACUUACCUUUCAGGCUGUCAACACAUGGGGAACUGUUGAUAUUUUGGUCAACAAUGCAGGUCAUCUUGACUUAAAGCUCUUCCCUCUCCCCUCCUACUCCUGACAACACCUCUUGGCAUCUCCAGGAAUUACCCGAGACACCUUGCUAAUGAGGAUGAAGACGUCUCAGUGGCAGGAGGUCAUUGACACUAACCUCACAGGUGUCUUCCUCUGCACUCAGGUAUGGACCUUCUUGGCCCCCGCAUCCAUGGUUUAUGUAUAUACCCAGCUGCUGAAUAUACCUUCUACUCACAGGCUGCGGCAAAGAUAAUGAUGAAAAAGAAGAAGGCAAGCUCCACUUCUUUUCUUACACAUUUUCUCGUUAACAUCUGUUAUUUCCCCUCUUUUUGCCGAUAUUUUAAUGUAACUGUUAAUCGAUCGACUGGGUUCUUCAGGGCAGGAUCGUCAACAUAUCAUCUGUGGUGGGUCUUGUGGGCAAUGCUGGGCAGGCUAAUUACAGUGCUGCCAAAGCCGGAGUGAUUGGGUUGACCAAGAGUGUCGCCAAGGAAUACGCUGGCAGAAACAUCAAUGUGAGCUUGGACCAUAAAACAUUUACUUACCAAAAAAAAUUCUUGGCCUAGUUGAAAAAUUCCUUUGAUCAUACUGAAUUUCUUAAUGCUACAUUUUUUUAGGUUAAUGCUGUUGCUCCUGGUUUUAUUGCGUCUGAUAUGACUGCCAAGCUUGGAGCAGACAUUGAGAAGAAGAUUCUCGAUAGCAUCCCUUUGGGUAAGAAUUCUCUUGAAGAACCGUUCAUCGUGUUGAAGAACAUCCCUGCCCAAUGUUCAUGUCUGAUCGAAGACUCAUGGUUUACGUUUUUUGAAAUUAAGGAUCAUUUCCUUUUUUAUUAUUUUUUUAAUACAUCCCUUGUCACGGUUGGAUGUGAAUAAACCUCAUUUGAAGGCAUUACCAGGUUUUGGUCUUUCUUCUCUCUUUCUGGCUUUUUCUCGGUGAGAUUUUCUCUCUCUAACUGAAUCCGUCUGUAUGAGAUAAAAAUGAGGAUUGCACGGCUUUAAUUUCGGCCUUUAUUGAAGAAGAAAACCAGGUUUAGAGGCCCUUUCCCAUUUGAAGAUGCUGAGAUCAGAGAGGAUGAGCAGUCGGUCUCAUUCUUUUUUCUUGAUUUUGCAGGCAGGUACGGGAAACCAGAGGAAGUUGCCGGCCUGGUGGAAUUCCUGGCUCUCAACCCUGCUGCGAGCUACAUAACCGGGCAGGUAUAGAGAGAGAAAACGUCUUCAUUCAUCUUGGAAUUUAUCAGCAGCUGGAUCAAAUGGUCCAUGCCUCCUCCUACCCAAUUCUUAGGGAAUCAUCUCAUUUAUCGGCCUUCACUGUUCUUACUCUCUCUCUUUCUCUCUCCCCUUUCUCAAACGCCAAAACUAGUGCCUUGAUAAAAACCCAGAACGCCGGAAGGGAGAAAAUUAUAGCAAAGGACUAUCGCUGAAAAACCCUCUCUUUGUCUCUCUCCGUAAGCACCCUCACCAGGGUAGAAAGACCAAUCUCUCUCUCUCUCUCAAUGAUCCUUCUAUCUAAGCUCCCAAAAUCUGUUCUUCCUUUAUAGCUGUUGGAUUCUCUCCACUGGCCUCCGUUGAUCCUUCGCUGGUCUCAACUGCAGGUGUUCACCAUUGACGGGGGAAUGGUCAUGUAA